Messenger RNA from Leptomonas pyrrhocoris, 1891 nucleotides. RefSeq names its product putative ubiquitin hydrolase putativecysteine peptidase Clan CA family C19. NCBI's taxonomy places the organism in Eukaryota, Euglenozoa, Kinetoplastea, Trypanosomatida, Trypanosomatidae. Gene Ontology annotation, molecular function: cysteine-type deubiquitinase activity. The transcript has a single exon. Bases 104 to 1891 code for a protein of 595 amino acids. Gene Ontology annotation, biological process: protein deubiquitination. The record is from RefSeq and is a predicted model, not a curated record.
AGCGAAACGGUAUUCUGCUUUAAAAGCCCUCUCGUUUUUUUGGUUUUGUUGAACGCUUUUCUCUGGUUUUCAUCUUCUCUGUUAGCCUUUUUAAGACAUCAGAAUGUUCAACUUCGACUAUAAAGUUUCCUACGAUGAGUUUGUCAAGACAAUCUACUAUCAUGCCUGGAACUACGAAAUUAAGGCUAAGGAGCCACAAAAGGAGCAACAAAGACAGCGCGUCGUUGUGAGCGAACUGAUUAAGCGUGCCAAAUUGGAGGAAAGCAAGCAACAUUACGCAAACGCUUACUAUUAUGCAAACAGGUGCUUGCUGUUUUUCGAUACAGAUAAAAACAACGUAGAUUUUGGGCGCAAUGAUCCGCCGAGGAAAAAGAUUUUCGAAGAAGCUCUCGAUCUGGAAGCGAGGCUGAGACAAAAAGAUCUUCUUGCUGAAUACAACGCCAUGAUUGAGGAAAUUGACCGGCGAGAACCAGAACGUUGCAGAAUAGUUGCUCAGCAGCUAGAAGUCGACAACAAUGACGUUUCGCCUAAUGCGAAGCCUGAUUCCCCAGGUGUAAAUGAGCACUUAGCUCGUCGGCAACAGUUGCUUUCAAACGAGUCGAAUAAUGUGAAUUCGCUGUUGCAGCGUUUGAAAGCCACCUCUGGAUCGAGAACUCAAGACUCAGCGGCGCAAAUAAAGCUUUACCCGCAAAACACCUCUCCAUCGCCCGCGGAGCCAUCGGCCGUGGCGACGCUGUCCUUUCCUCCGCCGACGUACGCAACUUUAUCGCCUGACAUCCCUUUGCCACCUUCGCCCCAGCCGCCGCUUCCCUACAGCGGCACCCGUCCAGUGUCACCGUCAAGCAGCAGUUACGCAAAGUGUCUAUUGAAUUCCACCAACGCUGCAAUUACUGUGAGAAGACGCGGUAUUGUAAACUUGGGCAAUACGUGUUACAUGAAUAGCAUGUUGCAGGUCUUGAAUUCCACACCAUUAGGGCAGUACUUUUUGACGGAUGACUACGUCUCGCAACUGGUUACACGGAACGGGAAACUGACUCGCCUAAUUAACGCCUUUAGCUUUGUUAUUCGCGAGCUUAACCGCACAGAUUGCGACUUUUCUGUCAGCACAUCACCGUUUAAACUAGCUUUAGGUGAGUACUACGAAGGCUUCCAGAACUCGAGGCAGCAGGACGCGAACGAAUUUCUGCGUGUUGUUCUUGAUGGGGUUCACGGGGCGCUGAAUGUGAACGAGAGCAACAAAGUUGCUUUCCCCGAAAUCGACAACACCCAAGGUACUGACGACGAACUUGCGCGACGCUACUGGGCUCAAUAUUAUCAGACGAACUCUUCCGUCAUCGUUGACUAUUGUGCUUUUCAAGAAAGAAGCAUGAUUGUUUGUCCGUCGUGCAAUCGACAAUCUCGCUCUUUCAACGUCUCACUUAGCAUUGAGAUACCUAUUCCGCACAAUUCAUCUCGAGUUUCUCUAGAAGACUGCCUGGCCGCGUACUGCGGCGAGGAGGUGCUAGACAAUAGCUCUCUCUACCUCUGUCCCAGUUGUAAGCAAAAAGUGAACGCGAAAAAGCAGCUGCUCUUUUACUCGGCCCCUCCUGUUCUGUUUGUCACGCUCAAGCGGUUCCGGAGUUAUGGAGAUUUUUCUACUGCUUCAAAAGUGAACACGGAUGUCUUUUUUAACAAAGUGCUGAAUAUGGCGCCGUUUAUGUGCUCUUCGUUCUCGAAGACAAAAUACCACUUAGUGGGCAUCGUGAACCAUCAGGGAAACAUGCACGGCGGCCAUUACACCGCCGAUGCUAUCGGUCCAGACGGUGUGUGGUGCAAUUUUAGCGACGAGCGAGUGACCCGGUCUGGCGAGGCGGAUAAUCAGUUGGGCUAUAUUCUGUGCUACGUCAGAUGA